Hermetia illucens (black soldier fly) is the source of this 1861-nucleotide messenger RNA. It is a transcript of the gene ldbr, whose product is annotated as lariat debranching enzyme. The transcript has 3 exons. Gene Ontology annotation, cellular component: nucleus. Gene Ontology annotation, molecular function: RNA lariat debranching enzyme activity. The record is from RefSeq and is a predicted model, not a curated record. Gene Ontology annotation, biological process: mRNA splicing, via spliceosome. The coding region runs from base 207 to 1718 and encodes 503 amino acids. Lineage: Eukaryota; Metazoa; Arthropoda; Insecta; Diptera; Stratiomyidae.
UUCGUUUUUAUCCAUUCAUAAAAUUCUGAAUAUGGUGAAUAUAAAAUUUGAGGUCAAACUCCAGUCUAUUGACAAUCGUUUCAGAACGCACUCACUGAAUUUGUAAACAUUCCCAAGUGUCAUAGUUCUUGAUUGUUUACCGCAGAAGCCAAGCCGUUGAAUUUAAUUCCUUAAUUUUUAAGAGAAAAUUCUAUUUAGUUACUAAAAUGCGUAUCGCAAUAGAAGGCUGUGCCCAUGGCGAACUGGAGAAAAUAUAUAAUACAAUUGAAUCCAUCGAGAAACACGAGAAUUACAAGAUUGACUUGUUGAUAUGCUGCGGCGACUUUCAAGCUACUCGAAAUUUAGAGGAUUUGCAAACGAUGGCAGUGCCGAAGAAGUAUCAGGAUAUAUGUACAUUUUAUAAAUAUUACAGCGGCGAGAAAAUUGCGCCUGUUCUGACCAUUUUCAUUGGAGGUAACCACGAAGCUUCCAAUUAUUUGCAGGAGCUACCAUACGGCGGCUGGGUUGCUCCAAAGAUUUACUAUUUAGGCUAUGCUGGUGUAGUGCGAGUGAAUGGUAUACGAAUUGCUGGUAUAUCAGGGAUAUACAAAGGCUAUGAUUACUACCGCGGUCACCAUGAAUUUUCCCCGUACGACGAAAGCACUCGCAAAAGUGUAUACCACACAAGGCAGCUGGAGGUGUUUCGUUUGAGGCAACUUUCAGACGAUAUUGAUGUAUUCAUAUCGCACGAUUGGCCACGCGGGAUUCACAACUACGGUAACCACGAGCAGCUUGUUCGCUUCAAGCCUCACUUCAGGGAAGACAUUGAGCAGGACCAACUGGGCAGUCCGCCUUUGGGGGAACUUCUGAAUUCAUUGCAACCCACGUAUUGGUUCGCAGCACAUUUACAUUGCAAGUUUGCAGCGCUUGUGCCCCACGAAGAUACCGGAAAAGUUACAAAAUUCCUAGCUUUGGACAAAUGUCUACCAAAACGGCGUUUUCUUCAAGUAUUAGAACUAGAAUCCGAUUGUCCGGACGAUGGUGAUUUGGUAUUCGAAUAUGAUUUGGAAUGGCUGACAAUUUUGCACAUUACAAAUCACUUGGUACACGUGAAAAACAGUUCGAACUACAUGCCGGGCCCGAACGGGUCAGGACGCUAUAAUUUCACCCCCACGGACGAGGAAAAGGAGCAUGUAAGGAAUAAGUUGGACUGCGAUCUGAAAAUCCCAGAUAAUUUCUGUCGCACGGUGGAACCGUACAAUAUUCAAAAGAACUUGGAUGUUUCGAUGGAUUUUGAGCAGCCGAAGUCACAGAUUAAUCCGCAAACAAUGAGUUUCUGCGACCGAUUAGGUAUUGAUGAUCCGCUUAGUCUGGCCAUGGUGAUGAACGGACAUGAGUUGAGUCACUCAAGAUCCUUUGAUGACAGUUUGAAUGAUUCCAGCGUUCUGAUGGACAGUUCGGAACAGUUGGAUUGCAGCGUUAAUAGCAGUCAGUGCAGUCCAUUGAAGAGAAUAUCUUUAUUAUCGAUGCUGCCUAAACCUAGAGCGGACGAUUCGAAUCCCGAUGAGUUGGAUAUCGAUGGUGAAAAGCCUGUGAGAACAGAAGUGAUCGAUAGCUCCGGUAAGGUUGAAUCUGGACCCGCGGACGACGAGGAAAGACAGCCGGACAUCACUCCGCCAGUAAAGAAGUUCAAAAGGAGAAAUCAAAGCAUUUAUAAUGCGGCUGACGAGGAUGAAUAAGGGAGAAUUAUUUUAUUGUAUGGACUUUCAUUUUUAUGGAAAUUGGUAGAUCACUUUACGGUUUUCGGCAUCUUGAAGAGCCAAAUUGGUUUUGUAUAUAAUAAUCUGUAUCAUGGUUUCAAAUAAAAGUUUUAAAUAGAGAA